This is a messenger RNA of Chanos chanos (milkfish), 4011 nucleotides long. Its product is annotated as NACHT, LRR and PYD domains-containing protein 12-like. NCBI's taxonomy places the organism in Eukaryota, Metazoa, Chordata, Actinopteri, Gonorynchiformes, Chanidae. Gene Ontology annotation, molecular function: protein binding. The transcript is spliced from 14 exons. The coding region runs from base 1 to 4011 and encodes 1336 amino acids. The record is from RefSeq and is a predicted model, not a curated record.
AUGGAGGUGACUUCACAACACGAACUUAAGUUAAGUCUGAGGAAGAGGUAUCAGUGUGUGUUUGAAGGAAUAGCAAAACAAGGAAACCCUACACUCCUCAAUAAGAUCUACACAGAUCUUUUUAUCACAGAAGGUGGAAGUGGAGAGGUCAAUAAUGAGCAUGAAGUCAGACAGAUUGAGACAUCGUCCAGGAAACCAACAACCCCAGAGACACCAGUACAAUGCAAUGACAUCUUUAACCCCUUAGCUGGACAAGACAAACCCAUCAGAACUGUGCUGACAAAGGGAGUUGGUGGCAUUGGAAAAACAGUGUCUGUGCAGAAGUUCAUUCUGGACUGGACUGAAGGAAAAGCCAAUCAAAAUAUCAAGUUCAUAUUUCCACUUCCUCUUCGGGAGUUGAACUUGAAAAAGGAGGGGCAAUACAGUUUGAUGGAUAUUCUUCAUCACUUUUUCCCAGGAUCAAAAGGACUGACAUUUACAGACAACGACAAAAAGAAAGUUCUUAUUAUUUUCGAUGGUCUGGAUGAGUGUCGACUUCCUCUUGAUUUCCAGACAAAUCCCGUGUGGUGCAGUUGUACAGAACCAACUUCACUGGAUGUUCUGCUGACAAACCUCAUCAAGGGGAAUCUGCUUCCCUCCGCUCUUCUCUGGAUAACAUCCCGACCAGCAGCAGCCAAUCGCAUCCCUCCUGAGUGUGUUGACCAGGUGACAGAAGUUCGAGGGUUCAAUGACCCCCAAAAGGAGGAGUACUUUCGGAGGAGGAUCACUGAUAAAAACAUGGCUAGCAGCAUCAUCUCACACAUCAAGUCAUCAAGGAGUCUCUACAUCAUGUGUCACAUACCAGUCUUCUGUUGGAUUUCAGCCACUGUUCUAGAGAGAAUGUUGAGUGUAGCAGAGAGAGGAGAGAUCCCAAAGACUCUGACUCAGAUGUACAUACACUUCCUGAUUGCUCAGACCAAGCAGAGUAAUCAGAAGUAUGAUGGACAUAAUGAGAUGGAACCCUGGUGGAAUAAAGAGAGCGUUUUGUCACUGGGAAAACUGGCUUUUGAACAGCUGAAAAAAGGCAACCUGAUCUUCUAUGAGGAAGACCUGAGAGAAUGUGGCAUUGAUGUCAGAGACGCAGCAGUGUACUCGGGAGUGUGCACUGAGAUCUUUAGAGAGGAACAUGGCCUGUACAGGGAUAAAGUUUAUUCAUUUGUCCAUCUGAGCCUUCAGGAGUUUCUUGCUGCCUUAUACGUGUUUCUGAGAUACAGAAUCGACAAUGUCAAUGUGAUUCCCCAAAGGCAGUCCUUCCUUGCCUGGCUUUGGACAAUGGUCAGGGCAGUAUCUCUAUUCAGCUUACACAAGAGUGCAGUGGACCAGGCCUUACAGAGUGAGAAUGGACACCUAGACCUUUUCCUCCGCUUUCUUCUGGGUCUCUCCAUUGAGUCCAAUCAGAUUUUGGUAGAUACUUACUUUAUGCCAUUGAGAAAAAGUGGACUUUUGUCACAGAGAAUUAUGGAAACACCCCAAUACAUCAAGGAGAAGAUAAGGGAAUGUUCAUCCUCAGAGAGAUCCAUCAAUCUGUUCCACUGCCUGAAUGAACUGAAUGACCAUUCUCUAGUGGAGGAGAUCCAAAGCUACCUGAGGUCAGGAAGUCUCUCCAGAGCUGAACUCUCUCCUGCUCAGUGGUCAGCUCUGGUCUUUGUGUUACUGACAUCAGAGGAGGAGCUGGAUGUGUUUGACCUAAAGAAGUUCAUCAGAUCAGAUGAAUGUCUUCUUAGGCUGCUGCCAGUGGUCAAAGCCUCCAGAGCAGCUCUGCUCAACAUGUGUAACCUCACAGAGAAAAGCUGUUCUGCUCUAGGCACAGUUCUCAGUUCCAUCUCCUCCAGUCUGACAGAACUGGAUCUAUGUGACAAUAAACUGCAGAGUUCUGGAGUGAAGAUCUUGUCUGUUGGACUGGGGAGUCCAAAUUGUAAACUGGAGGUACUGAGCCUUUCAGAUUGUAGUGUAACAGAGGAAGGAUAUGCUGCUCUGGCUUCAGCUCUGAGAUCAAACCCCUCACACCUGAGAGAGCUGGAUCUCAGAGGGAAUGACCCUGGAGACUCAGGCGUGAAGCUGCUCUAUGAUUUACUAGAGGAUCCACAAUGUAAACUGGAGACACUGAGACUAUUGAAAAGUCCUGUUGCAGAGGAGGCCUGUGCAUGUCUGGCUUCAACUUUAGGUAUAAACCCCUUACUGCUGAGAGAGCUGGAUCUGACUGAGAACAAACCAGGAGACACAGGAGUGAAACAGCUUUCUGCUCUACUUGAAGAUACACACUGUAAACUGGAGAAACUGAAAAUCAGUAAUUGUGACCUGACAGAGAAAAGCUGUUCAGUUCUUGUCACAGUUCUAAGCUCAAAUGCCUCCUGUCUGAGAGAGCUGGACCUGAGUAAGAAUAAUCUGCAGGAUUUAGGAGUGAAGCUGCUCUCUGGUGGACUGGAGAAUCCACACUGCAAACUACAGACACUGAGGCUUUCAGACUGUAGUAUAGGAGAGGAGGGAUAUGCUACUCUGGCUUCAGCUCUGAGAUCAAACCCCUCACACCUGAGAGAGCUGGAUCUCAGAGGGAAUGAUCCUGGAGACUCAGGAGUGAAGUUGCUCUCUGAUUUACUAAGGAAUCCACACUGUGCACUAGAGAAACUGAGGCUACUAAAAAGUCCUGCUGCAGAGGAAGUUUGUGCUGCUCUGACCUCAGCUCUUGGUAAAAACCCCUUACUGCUGAGAGAACUGGAUCUAACUGAGAAAAAACUAAGAGAUUCAGGAGUGAAGCAGCUCUCUGCUUUGUUGGAGGAUCCUCACUGUAGAUUAACGAGACUGAAACUUUCAGACUGUAGUGUAACAGAGGAAGGAUAUGCUGCUCUGGCUUCAGCUCUGAGAUCAAACCCCUCACACCUGAGAGAACUGGAUCUCAGCUACAGUAAACUGGGGGACUCAGGAGUGAAGCUGCUCUCUGCUCUACUUGAAAAUCCACAUUGUAAACUGGAGACAUUCAACUUGUCUAACUGCACUAUAACCAAAGAUGGCUGUAUUGCUCUGGCUUCAGCUCUGAGAUCAAACCCCUCAUAUCUGAGAGACCUGAAUCUGGGCUACAAUAAACUAGGAGACUCAGGAGUUAAACUGCUUUCUGCCUUUCUGGAGAACCCACAGUGUAAACUGGAGAAAAUGAAUCUUCGUGACUGUUGUAUAACUGAACGAGGGUGUGCUACUCUGGCUUCUGCUCUGAGAUCAAACCCCUCAAAUCUUAGAGAGCUGGAUCUGAGCUACAAUAAACUGGGGCAAUAUGGAGCAAAGGCGCUCUCUGCUCUACUGAAGACUUCUUGGUGUAAAUUACAGAAACUACAUCUGUAUAACUGCAGUAUAACAGAGGAGGGCUGUGUUGCUCUGACUUCAGCUCUGAGGGAAAAUCCCUCACACCUGCGAGAGCUUGAUCUGAGUCAAAAUAAACCAGGAGACUCAGGAGUGAAGAUGCUCUCUGUUAUGCUAAAGAAUCCACUCUGUCAACUGGAGACACUUAAGCUGUGUAAGUGCAGUAUAACAGAGGAAGGCUGUGCUGUCCUGGCUUCAGCUCUGAGUUAUAACCCUUCACACCUGACUGAGCUGGAUCUGAGUCGGAAUAAAUUAGCAAACUCAGGAUCAAAGCUGCUCUCUGCUGUUCUGAAAAAUACACGCUGUAAACUGAGAAAGAUAACGCUGAAGUCCUGCAGUAUAACAGAGGAGGGCUGUGUCGCUCUGACAUCAGCUCUGAGUGUAAAUCCCUCACACCUGCGAGAGCUUGAUCUGAGUCACAAUGAACCAGGAGACACAGGAGUGAAGAUGCUCUCUUUUCUACUACAGAACCCAUACUGUAAACUGGAGACACUUAAUGUGCUGAGGGCUCUGGCCAAUGAACGGGCAGCAAAUCCUCGACAUCCAACCUCUAUCAGCAGACACGGCGAAACGGCGAGCAAACUACAGGAAGUAGAGCAACUACUCGGUCGCCUACACUGA